Brugia pahangi is the source of this 1473-nucleotide messenger RNA. The record is from the annotation of a GenBank genome assembly. Lineage: Eukaryota; Metazoa; Nematoda; Chromadorea; Rhabditida; Onchocercidae.
AUGGUCAACCUCAGCGAAUUAGUAGCUCCCGUAGUAUCACUGAUGAUGUCACUGGUGGCAUCACUGGCAUACUGCAAUGAAGACGCGAAAAGACUGCACGAUGAUUUGAUGGCCAAUUAUAACAAGCAUCGGCGACCAGCUCCAGCAGCUAAUAAACCGAUAACUAUCAAACUGAAGUUGCGUCUCUCACAAAUCAUCGAUGUGCAUGAAAUUGAUCAGAUAAUGACAUGCAGUGUUUGGCUCAAACAAGUAUGGACAGAUGAAAAGUUGUCUUGGAAUCCAAAAAAUUACGGGGGUGUAAGUGUGCUAUACGUCCCGUACGAAAUGAUUUGGGUACCCGACAUUGUCCUCUACAAUAAUGCUGAUAGUAAUUAUAAUAUAACAAUCAGUACAAAGGCGACGCUUCGGUACGAUGGCGAAGUGACAUGGGAACCACCAGCAAUUUUCAAAAGUUUAUGUCAAAUCGAUGUCAGAUGGUUUCCCUUCGAUGAACAACGUUGCCAUUUCAAGUUUGGUUCUUGGACAUACUCUCAAGAUUUAUUGGAUCUGGAAUUAUUAGGCGGUGAGCCACAUUACGAGCUAGAAGUCAGCGCAAAUGGUGAAGUGGAUAAUAUCACCAUUGUCGAUGAUGGGAUCGAUCUGUCGGACUACUAUCCGUCCGUCGAGUGGGACAUCAUAUCAAGAGUUGCAAAGAGAAGAACUAAAAAUUAUGCCAGUUGUUGUCCCGAUGAAGCUUAUAUUGACAUCAUGAUAAUAAAUUUGGUUUUUCCAUGUGUUGGCAUAUCAUUUCUAACUAUUCUUGUAUUCUAUUUACCAUCGCAUAGUGGUGAAAAAGUAACUCUCUGCAUAUCAAUUCUGGUUACUUUAACUGUCUUCUACCUGUUGUUGACUGAAAUUAUCCCUGCUACCAGUAUCAGCUUACCAUUAAUCGGCAAAUAUCUGCUGUUUACGAUGGUUAUGGUUACACUCAGCGUGAUAGUCACUGUCAUAUCUCUGAAUUUGCAUUUUCGAAAGCCUACGACACAUCGCAUGCCUGAAUGGGUAAAAUGGUUUUUUCUUAAGGCAUUACCCAAAAUAUUGUUCAUGAGACAACCACUGAGUGAUGUCAAGGAUUUGUCUUGUAAAGGUGAACAGAUAACGAUGAAUUAUCACGAACAUGCUGUAAGUAGAGAUGACAGGAGCCUAAUUCUGACUGAACCGGAUGAGCGAAUUCAGAAGUUGUAUCAUUCACCGCAUGUAGUAAAAGCAUUCGAAAAUAUUUGCUUCAUUGCCGAAUUGCUCAAGAAAAAAGACAAAGAUGCUAAGGUGGACGAAGACUGGAAGUAUGUUGCAAUGGUACUGGAUCGGUUAUUUUUGUUACUUUUAUCGAUUGCUUGUUUUGCAGGAACCAUCACAAUUCUCCUUCAGGCACCAACACUCUAUGACACUCGACAAGCCAUCGAUUUACAAUAUCGACCCACAAACAUUACUUAA